This is a messenger RNA of Capsella rubella, 1129 nucleotides long. Its product is annotated as delta-1-pyrroline-5-carboxylate synthase B-like. Gene Ontology annotation, molecular function: glutamate-5-semialdehyde dehydrogenase (NADP+) activity; ATP binding; glutamate 5-kinase activity. Bases 18 to 1001 code for a protein of 327 amino acids. The record is from RefSeq and is a predicted model, not a curated record. Lineage: Eukaryota; Viridiplantae; Streptophyta; Magnoliopsida; Brassicales; Brassicaceae. The transcript is spliced from 9 exons. Gene Ontology annotation, cellular component: cytoplasm.
CCAAAAAAAAUCCCAUUAUGGAGGAGAUGGAUCGUUCACGUGCGUUCGCUAAAGACGUUAGGCGUGUCGUUGUCAAGAUUGGGACUGCAGUUGUUACUGGGAAAGAUGGAAGAUUAGCUCUAGGGCGCUUAGGAGCAAUCUGCGAACAGCUUGCAGAACUUAACUUGGAAGGAUUUGAAGUCAUUUUGGUGUCAUCUGGUGCGGUUGGUCUUGGUCGUCAUAAGCUUCGAUACAGACAAUUACUAAACAGCAGCUUAGCUGAUCUCUUGAAACCACAAAUGGAGUUUGAUGGGAAGGCUUGUGCUGCUGUUGGACAGAGCAGUCUUAUGGCUUACUAUGAAACAAUGUUUGACAAGUUGGAUGUGACAGUGGCUCAAGUUCUGGUGACUGAUAGCAGUUUCAGAGAUAAAGAUUUCAAGAAGCAACUUAGUGAUACCGUUAAAUCGAUGUUGAAAAUGAGGGUUAUUCCAGUUUUCAAUGAGAAUGACGCUAUAAGCACGCGUAGAGACCCCUACGAGGAUUCGACAGGAAUAUUUUGGGAUAAUGAUAGUUUAGCUGCACUACUAUCAGUAGAGCUGAAAGCUGAUCUUUUGAUUCUUUUAAGUGAUGUUGAGGGUUUAUACUCUGGACCUCCAAGUGAACCUAACUCCAAACUAAUCCACACAUUCAGUAAAGAACAACAACAAGACAUUACUUUCGGCGAAAAGUCCAGAUUAGGACGAGGAGGAAUGACUGCAAAAGUUGAUGCUGCUGUUACUGCAGCUAAUAGUGGCAUUCCUGUUAUCAUAACCAGGUACCUUGUUUCAUCAAGAUGCUCAUUUGUGGACUCCGGUCUAAGAUAUUAUGUCUCUUGCUGGAAGCUGCUGCAAGGGAAAGGUUUAGAAAGCUUCAGGCCUUGUCUUCAGAAGAUCGGAAAAAAAGUUCUAGCUGAUAUUGCAACCACUCUUAAAGCUGAGAAUGAUUUAGAUGUUGCUGCACAACAAGAACUUGGAUAUGAUUAGUCUUUGCAUAUGGCACUGAUUCUUUACAGAAGACUCUUUGAUGGUUUUCGAUUUGGAUUUGGUGCUGAGGUAGAGACAUAUUAUGUCACAUAUAUACUAAACUAAAUAAAAAUAAUACUGUUAAUGAA